This is a messenger RNA of Cololabis saira (Pacific saury), 1911 nucleotides long. It is a transcript of the gene otomp, whose product is annotated as otolith matrix protein. Gene Ontology annotation, cellular component: early endosome; plasma membrane; recycling endosome. Gene Ontology annotation, biological process: iron ion transport. Lineage: Eukaryota; Metazoa; Chordata; Actinopteri; Beloniformes; Belonidae. Bases 26 to 1153 code for a protein of 375 amino acids. The transcript is spliced from 9 exons. The record is from RefSeq and is a predicted model, not a curated record.
AAGUAGGUUUCCAAGCAGAGCCGACAUGGAGCGUCCAGAGGGAAGACUGCAUGUGGCUUUGCUGCUUUUUCUGCCUCUUCUGAGAGUCAGCUGUGUCUCCCAUCACAAAACUACAGUCUCCUGGUGUGUGCUGUCUGACGCUGAGGAGCAGAAGUGUUUGGAUUUGUCCGGUAACGCUACAGCCAGGAAUGUGAGGGGAACGCUGCAGUGUGUCCGCGGUCUGAGCACCAGGGAUUGUAUAGACAAAAUCAGGAACGGGACGGCAGACGCAGCCUCCAUGCCUGCAGAUGACAUCUAUGCGGCGGGACUCUGCCAUGGUCUGGACCUCGCGGCAGGAGAGUCUCACAAUGGAGUCGAUGGCAUCGGCUACCAUGUGGUGGCAUUGGCCCGCCGCUCCUCCUCAGACCUGUCCCUGCUGGAGAUGCACGAGCGUAGCUCCUGUCACCCGGGCAUACGAACCACCGUGGGCUGGACCGUUCCCAUCGGCUACUUGGUUAACACGUCCCAAAUCAGCGUGGGAGAGCAGUGCAACUUCCCCAGAGCGGUGGGGAACUUCUUCGGUUACAGCUGCGUACCUGGUGUCAAGGACCCUCAGCACGAUCCCAGAGGCAACAACCCAAAGAACCUUUGUGAGGCCUGUAUAGGAGACGACAACGACCGGCACAUCUGUGCCAACAACCACAGAGAGAGGCAUUAUGGGGAGGCAGGGGCGCUGAGGUGUGUGGCUGAAAACCUUGGCGACGUUGCUUUCGUCAAACACACGACAGUUUUCGACAACUUAGAUGGUAAGAACCAGGAGUCCUGGGCCUUGGAUCUGGAGCUGGAGGACCUCAAGCUGCUGUGUCCAGAUGGAACCGAGGCGGGUCUGGAAGAGUAUGAGCGAUGCCACCUGGCAGCGGUCCCCGCCAACGGUGUUGUCGUCCGCGUGGAGGAUAAGUGCCGCGUCUGGAAAUACCUGGAACGUUUACAGAAUGCAUUUGGCAACGCCACCGAGGGCUUCAGCCUGUACAGCUCAGCAGGCUACGGCCAAUCGGAUCUGCUCUUCAGUGAUGCCACCCACCACCUGCAGAGAGUUCUGGGUAGCUACACCUCUUGGCUGGGUCCCACUUACACCACCAUGCUGCAGGCCUUUGAGUGCGAGGGGUUCUGCUGAUGGAAGAGGCGGAAGACACCCAGACCAUCAUAUUCAACCCCAUCUUGCUGUCUCCAUCCUCCAGUUUUGUCUUCGCUUCUUAGCCUUCCUUGUUUCCGUGUUAGUUUUCAUGUUUGUUUUCUCCCUGCUUUUCACCACCCAAAUCUCCAUUUUCAUAUAAAUCCCUGCCCUCCUCCAGCUUAGGAUGUCCUCUAAUAUGCUGGCUGGCAGGGCAGGACGAUGCUCAGAGGGGCUAAUCGCCUAUUAAAAAUGUCCAUGAAACUCGACACAGCAUUUUAAUAAUAGGAUGCUGGAAAGAAAGGAUGGGGGAAAUAAAGUAAUAAAAGAGACAUAUGAUAAACAGAGAAGAAAAGAAUAGCAUGUUAAUGAUUUUAUUGCAACGGAAAGAUUACCCGUUUUUUCAAAGCAGAUUUUUUAAAGAUUAAAAGUGACCCCCCACCUCCCAAUCCCCAGAAUUCAUUAACGUACCCCAAAUAAGUCGUUUGUUGGGAAACUGCAUGGUCCGUAGUGUGAGCCUCAGCACCACUUUCCCGUCCACCUCCCACAGGGUCUGUCUCAAAAACUAGGUGCUAUUAACUUUGAGCUUCAGACUCUCAGUUACUGUAAGUGUGUGUCUGUAAGCACAAAUGCUUUCCCACAGCCAUUAUUGCCCUUAAUUGGCAGUCUGGCAUAUUUUGCUGUUUAUGUACAACAGAGGAAAAGUGUGUGUGUGUGUGUGUGUGUGUGUGUGUGUGUGUGUGUGUGUGUGUGUGUGUGUG